GCAACACUUGUGUUUGUCAUUUGACAUUUACAUUUUUCCGUUUCUCCGUUAGCGUCGUGGUUUGUAAUCUUUUCAUUAAAUUUCGUAAUUUUGUACAAUUUACUGGAAUUUUCAAAUCAAAAUGAGUGUGUGGCCCGAAGUUGCGACCGCAAAAUCGGAGAAUAGACACGAAAUAAAGUUGUCUGGAGCAUCUAUAUCGAAACGCAUAUCAGAAACGGGUUUGGAUGGCUCUGUAUUCCAACUUACCGGAUUAAAUCUGUUGAAUAUCAGCGAAACUUGUCUAACGAACAUCCCAGAUGAUAUAAAGAGGCUGGUAAACCUGCAGUCGCUGCUUUUGUUCGGGAACAAAAUAGAACAGUUCAAUGAAAACAUAACCUCACUGCCGAAACUAAAGGUGCUCGAUUUGUCACGCAACCAACUCACAUCUAUCCCAGACAGCUUAAAUAAAAUGAAAGAAUUAGCGAGCAUAAAUUUCAGUUCCAAUCAGAUUGAGACAAUGCCUAAAUUUAAUGAUUUUCCCAACUUGAUCACACUCGAUGUUUCCAACAACAAAUUAACUAGUUUUGUGGAUGUUGAGAAUGCCAAUUUACCACAUUUGACUGAUCUAAAAAUGAAAGGGAACUUGAUAGAGUCAAUUCCGAGUCAUGUGGCCAAGAGCAUGCCGUCUUUGAAAAAUUUUGAUAUUGGUGACAAUCAGCUAAAAACACUACCUGGAGAGGUUGCCAGCAUGACAAAAUUAAAAGAGUUUAACCUAAAAGGUAACAAACUGGCAGAUAAAAGGCUCAUGAAGCUAGUAGACCAGUGCCGCACUAAACAGAUAUUAGAUUACAUCAGGGAACACUGCCCCAAAUCUGACCAGACACAGUCCACUGCCACCAAAGGUAAAGGCAAGAAAGGGAAGAAACAAGAGGAACUUGAAGCAGAUGAUAAAAUUUGUGAUAUGUGCCAUUCUAUGAAGAUUUUACAUGUAGAAGACGAUAUUCUGAAAGUGAAAAUUGACGAAAGCCAAGUUGGAUCUGUCCGUCCGUACAUAUUGUGCUGCAUAAUCAACGAUAUGAAGUUCACUGAAGCUUCUUUCAAGAAGUUUAUCCAGCUGCAGACAAAGUUGCACGACACCGUCUGCGAUAAGAGAAAUGUAGGGACAAUUGCUACACACGAUUUGAACAAGAUUCCUCCAGGAGACCUCACAUACACGGCUAAGGCACCAUCUGAGCUGAAGUUGACACCUUUGUUGCGGCUGAAGCCCUGUACUGGGGAACAGCUUUUCCAGCAGCUUACUGCUGAGGCCGAGGCCCUCCGGAAGGAGAAGAAGCGGAAUGUUUACUCUGGAAUAUACAAAUACCUGUACCUGUUGGAAGGCAAACCUAAGUACCCAUGUCUUGAAGACGCAACUGGUAGAGUUAUUAGCUUCCCGCCUAUCACCAAUGCAGAAGAUACCAAGAUGUCGCACCAAAGCCAGUCGAUGUUAGUGGAAGUGACGUCACAAGCGUCUCUGGGCGCCUGCCGGACCAUCAUGAACAAGAUGCUACAAGAGUGCCUGCUGCUCGGACUGUCCGACCAGCCCGACGGGUUCCACUCGCUCACCAUUCAACAGGUGAAAGUGGUAGACUUAGAAGGCAACCUGAAGAGCGUGUUCCCGUCCCGGACAGACUGCUUGUACGAAGGAAGCAACAUCAAAGUGAUACGGUUACCCAAGAAGUAAACAACUGCUUUGUGCCACGUUACGCCGAAGAUCUUCGGUGACUGUAUGAGCCUUGAAUGACAUAGCAGCUUAAGUCGGCUUGGUUCUCAUAAUUUAGCUCUUAUUGAAUUUUUCUUAAUUUACUUAUGAAGUAACAUAGAGAGGUGCUUCGUGACUUCUAUGACGCUCGAGUUGAGCGUCGUUUAUGAUUUAAGAUAAAUCGUGAAUUCUAAAUUAGGGACAUGUAGAUCAUCUUAUAAUAAAGUGACUAAUUUCGAAAAGUAAUUUUUGGGAAACUGACCAAAUGUACUCAUGGACAUAGAAGUCGUUAGAAAUUUCAUGCAGUCGAUAUCUACUUGAUCGUCGGCGCGCGUGACAUUUGAUACCUCUCACUUUUCUAAUCCGUUGGUACCUUUUUUAUUGUUUACAUUAUGGGCGGCAAUAAGACUCGUAUAAUAUAAACACUUGAAAACUCAAGAACCUAUUAAGCUACCGUAAAAAUAAUAACAUAGGCGAUAAGAGCACUUAAGUAGCUUUUGUUUAGACUACAGUUAUGAUUGUAAUACGACAACUUUAUUUGUUAAUUUCUGAGUACACUGAACACUUCUGAGAAAUUUUCAUAGUUUUUUACGCUUUAACCUCUAACUACCUUGUACAUUCACUGUAUUAAGAAACAAAACAUAUAUAAAGAUGACAAGCAUUUAAAUACCUAUCGAUUAACACUAGAAUCAUACGAAUACA
Molecule: messenger RNA, 2422 nt
Organism: Hyposmocoma kahamanoa
Lineage: Eukaryota; Metazoa; Arthropoda; Insecta; Lepidoptera; Cosmopterigidae
Product: leucine-rich repeat-containing protein 47-like
Exons: 6
Coding region: 122-1702 (526 amino acids)
Biological process (GO): phenylalanyl-tRNA aminoacylation
Molecular function (GO): protein binding; phenylalanine-tRNA ligase activity
Source: RefSeq, a predicted model, not a curated record